CUCGCGCGGGAUCGGUAUAUAAGCAUGUCAGAUCCGACCUGGAUCCGCGCAGACCAAUUAUCGUCGUCGGUUUGGAGAUACACACACGAGAUUCGGGUGCCACUGGCAGUGCGACGCAGUAACAUCGCUGAGAUUUGAUCGACGGGGCGAGAUGAGACCGCAGCUCGCUAUUGUUCUGCUGGCCGUCGUCUGCACGUGCAACGCCGCACGGCUGGACAACACUUACCUCCCACCUGGCAGCGCUGGAAGCGCGGGUGGAGCAGGAUUUAUUCAACCCCCGGGACGUGGAAGCGGUGGUCCUUUUAAAGUCAGUGGUCCGCUUGGACCAGGCGGUCCCGGUGGCCCUGGCGGACACGGAGGAUUCGGCGGACCUAGUGGACCAGGCGGUCCCGGCGGGCACGGCGGAGGUUUUGGUGGACCUAGUGGACCUGGAGGAUUUGGUGGACCCAGUGGACCUGGAGGAUUUGGCGGACCUAGUGUAUACGGUCCACCUAGUGGACCUGGUGGACCUGGUGGACCUGGUGGACCUGGUGGUCAUGGCGGAUUUGGUCCUGGGGGUGGCGGCGGUUAUUCUGGUGGUGGACCUGGUGGUGGUGGUGGUGGAUCGCGAGGACCUGGCCAGGAUAUACCCAUCAUUUCUUUCAAUAACGAGAACGCCGGCGACGGAAACUAUCAGUUCAGUUACGAAACCGGAAAUGGCAUUACCGUACAAGAAACAGGUCAUCAGCAAGGAGAUUCCGAGUCCGUGAGUGGAUCCUUCUCCUAUACCGGACCUGAUGGUGCGCAAUACUCGAUUACUUACACGGCCGACGAGCAGGGCUUCCAUCCACAGGGCGCUCAUCUGCCGACACCGCCUCCGAUUCCGCCGGAAAUUCAACGGGGCGUUGAACUGGCUCUCGCCGCCGAAGCCAGGGGCGAGAAUCAAGACGGCAGCUAUUCGGGAGAGGGCGGUGGCUAUCCGGGAGGAGACGGCGGAUAUCCAAGCGGAGGAGGCGGUGGCCACGGAGGCGGCUCAUAUCAGGGACCGAAUUCGUACCAGGCAAGUUCAGGCGGUGGAUACCGAUAUUAGAUAGCGAAUUUGCCAGCGAGUCAUCGGUACACACUAUAUAUGCGCAGGACAUGCAUAUCAUAUCUCCGUGUCUCUCCGACUUGUGUACAUAAUGAUAUCAUUCACAUUUUUUUAUUUAUAUAUAUACAUAUACAAAUAUCUUAUUUAUGGAAUGUUUAUUUUCUACCCUUUUUUUUUCUCUUUAAGUCGCUUUUGUAUGUCAGGUACCAAGGUGUUCAACUUCAAAGACGCGCUAUUUUUUUUUCAACUCGAUCUAUAUCAAACAGUACGACUGUGUGAAUUGAGAUAGAUAAAACUGUGCGACGUAUGGAUAUCGCAUAUUAUUCUUGUAAUGUGCUUUUAUAUAAAAAAA
Molecule: messenger RNA, 1421 nt
Organism: Pseudomyrmex gracilis
Lineage: Eukaryota; Metazoa; Arthropoda; Insecta; Hymenoptera; Formicidae
Product: pupal cuticle protein 20-like
Exons: 5
Coding region: 152-1069 (305 amino acids)
Cellular component (GO): chitin-based extracellular matrix
Molecular function (GO): structural constituent of chitin-based larval cuticle
Source: RefSeq, a predicted model, not a curated record